Drosophila takahashii is the source of this 672-nucleotide messenger RNA. RefSeq names its product RNA-binding motif protein, X-linked 2. The record is from RefSeq and is a predicted model, not a curated record. Lineage: Eukaryota; Metazoa; Arthropoda; Insecta; Diptera; Drosophilidae.
CAGCAAUACCAGCAGUUGCAACAGUGUAAACUAGUGCGAAAAUGUCGCAAUCUGAUAACGCGGCACGUGAGCAAACUGCGGCAAAUCCGGUGCCCGAGGCAUGUCAAGGCUGCCGCGGUCAAUUGCCACGUGCCACGCCGGUGGAAGUGGAGGACAUGGCCACCCCGUCGCUGGAGAAGCUCAUCCGCAAGGCCAAUAUGGCUCAGAAAAUGCUGAACGAUGUAAUGAAGCAAAUCCAGAAGCAGCAAGAAUCUCAGGCCUCCACCAAGGAGACCAAAUCCAAGCACCGAAGUUCCGAAGGAGGUAAAAGUCGACACAGUGGACGCAAACAUCGUGGUCACCACCAUCACUCUAGCUCAUCUUCCAGUUCCAGUUCCGGCCAGAGUGACUGCGAGCUGAUUCUCGCCGAGAAGGAGGAGAUCAUGCCCAGGAGGAGACACAUUCGGGAGGAUCGCAAGCGUGAUCGCUCCAGGUCCCGCGGUCGCUCCCGUGGUCACUCGCGCGGUCGUUCUCAUGGGCGUUCUCGUUCCAGGUCCUACACCGAUCCACGACGAUCCCGAUCCCGAGCACUGCCCCUGGCUCUGCCCGUUCGGAUUUCAGUGUGAGUAUCUGGCAUCAUUCAGUAUUAUCCAUUACCCAUUUUAUCCCCUAAGUGUGCACAGAAAUAAAAAU